UACGUGCUGUGUGAACUUCGAAUAGACGCACGGUGCUGUCGUCUCGCCGGUGACUGUGAUUGGUCAGCACCUGCUCACCUCCUUCAUCCAAACUGACAUGAGUUGGAGGAAAUAUAGUCAGCAUCCAUCCCCCCGAUCCUCACUACGCGUCUGCGCUACUUCCUCCGCUGCGUGUGCUUCAUUCUUUCUCUAUGGUAAUGCUACAGUGAUCCGAAGACAUUUGCAGUUUUACACAGCGUUAUUAUCAUCAUCACGAGACAUGCGUGUGCAACGGACCAUAGGAGUGUUUAUAUUGUUUUUGGCGGUGCGGCAAACACACGCGACUGAUUCCAGCAGCGCUCAUGACACCUCACACGAGAGAUCACUGAACAUCCAGAAGAGAAGACUCUCUCUGCAGAACACAGCGGAGAUUCAGCAGUGUCUGGUGAACGCAGGUGAUGUGGGCUGCGGGAUGUUUGAGUGCUUCAACAACAAUUCCUGUGAGAUCCGCGGACUACAUGACAUCUGCAUGACGUUCCUCCACAACGCUGGCAAAUUUGAUUCCCAGGGAAAAUCGUUCAUCAAAGAUGCGCUGAAAUGCAUGGCCCAUGGACUUCGCCACAAGUUCAGCUGCAUCAGCCGCAAGUGUCUGGCCAUGAAAGAGAUGGUGUUCCAGCUGCAGCGUGAGUGUUACGUCAAACACAACCUCUGCUCUGCCGUGAGGGAGAACGUAAACGUCAUGGUGGAGAUGAUCCACUUCAAGGACCUAUUUCCCAAAGGGCCCCACGUGGAGUUAGUAAACAUCCUGUUGGGAUGCGGCGAGGAGGUGCGCGUCGCCAUCGCACGCCGAAUACGAACUCAGUGUGAGCAGAACUGGGGAGCUCUGUGUGGGAGUCUGAGUCUCUGUGCCCUCAGAAAGUUGGAGAACCAGGCCAGUUCCACCCUCGCCCCUGUCCCAGACAUCACCACUCCAUCGGGAGCCAGCAGCAACUCCCUUCCUCCCGCGAGCCCGCUUCUCCCUGAGGCUGACAGGGAAACCAUUUGGACACUCACAGAAAGAGAUGAAGAUGAAAAUCAGUCCUCAGGUCCUCAACACAAUGCCUCUGAUGCCGAAAAAAAGCUAAAGAGGUCUCUGAAUGCAACCAAAAGGAGGUGAAGGGGAUUCUCAGUGCCUUUAGCCCACACGUCCAAAAAGGCUCGUUCAGUGCUCUCCUUCCCUGCCUCGCUCAAGGACAAAUCAGCUGCAGUCUCCAGUGCUUCUAAAAGAGCACCAGCGAUGACAGGGUAUUUCAAUGUGAUGUUACAUUUAGAGCUGCCAUCGUCAUUGUGUUUGAUUUGUAGGACAUUCUGUGAGACCUUGUGUUUUGUGAUGACAUCAUUCCAUCUGCUCAGUAUUUGUCUGCUUUGAAGCAAGGCCAUUUGGGUGAACAUCACAAAAACAUGUCUGGGUCACAUUUCACCCCAAAAGAAAAAAAAAGGAAAUAUAUAUUAAUAAAUGAAAUGUUCUUAAAAAACAUUAUUUAAACAUUGGAUUACACUU
Cyprinus carpio (common carp) is the source of this 1519-nucleotide messenger RNA. Its product is annotated as stanniocalcin-2-like. Gene Ontology annotation, biological process: intracellular calcium ion homeostasis. NCBI's taxonomy places the organism in Eukaryota, Metazoa, Chordata, Actinopteri, Cypriniformes, Cyprinidae. Gene Ontology annotation, molecular function: hormone activity. Gene Ontology annotation, cellular component: extracellular region. The record is from RefSeq and is a predicted model, not a curated record.